CUGACAUUAACCUUCGCUAAUUUUCUAACUGGAAAAUUUUGUUUACAUUUCUCAUAUUUCAUUCAUUUCUAUUUUCCCAUUACAUUACAUUUGACUGUUCGUAAUGGCUCUGAACAGCUUUUUGGAUUUUUUUCAAAAAGGCAGGACCUUCAGACCAAAAAAGAAGUUUGCUCAUGGUACAAUCCGCUAUAGUUUAUACAAACAAGCUCAAGCGAGCUUAAACUCUGGAAUUAACCUAAGGGGUGCAGUAAAGUUACCACAAGGUGAAGAUCUCAACGACUGGAUAGCAGUACAUGUUGUGGAUUUCUUCAAUAGAAUUAAUCUGAUUUAUGGAACAAUAUGCGAGUAUUGUACAGAGCAGACCUGCCCCACAAUGUCAGGUGGGCCAAGAUUUGAGUAUCUAUGGGCCGAUGGGCAGAAAUUCAAGAAGCCCACUCCAUUACCUGCCAGGGAAUACAUCAGCCAUCUGAUGGACUGGAUUGAAAUGCAGAUUAAUAACCAGGACCUGUUUCCAUGUACAAGUGAUCGACCAUUUCCAAGAAACUUUCCAAAUCUCUGCAGUAAAAUACUGGCAAGAUUGCACAGGGUGUUUGUACAUGUUUAUAUACAUCACUUCCAGAAUAUUGUGACUAUUGCAGCAGAGGCUCAUGUGAACACCUGUUACAAGCACUUCUACUACUUUGUAACAGAAUUCCAAUUAGUAAGCCAAAAAGAGUUGGAACCACUUGGCGAGAUGGCUGCAAGGAUAUGUAAGGAUCCUUCCACUUAGAUCAAUUUCAGGAUAUCUGUUUUCCAAAUUAACCAGAGUGAUAAUAUUUAUAUAUUGUAUAGAUAAGGCUAUCUACUUGAUUUUUUGGAAAAGUAUUGUGUCAUUUUGGAAACUUGUUGUUUUUUCAUGUUUUUUGGAAGUAGGGGCUGGCUCCUUUACAGCCAAUAUUCAGAAAUGGAGUUACCUGGAGGAGUAGGUAUAAAAAUGUCAUCAAUAUAGUUGUCAUAGACACUUAACUAUUAUGUUUUAUUCAUCAAACAAAAAUGACAAUGUUGUCAUGGUAUCACAUCACAGAGUACAUUCACAAAACAAUAAUACUGAAGUGCUUGAUGUCAGUGUCCAUUCAAUAUAAAAUUUGGCUCAAAUGGAUACUGACAAAAAACAAAUUUGAUAUAAACGGGACAAUGAUAUGUUGAAGUACUGUUGUUUCCUAACUGUGCUUAAUGUCAUUUUUAUCUGAUGCUUGUUCCAGAAGUUAAAAUUAAUUUAUAAUUGUAAAUUGAUAUAUAGAAUAAAAUAUUGCAAGAAUGAUUUCCAAAAGUAACAUAUAUUGCCAGUAUAUGUUACAUAUACACAUGUAUGCUUCCUGAUAUUUUUUAUUGAGAUAUCUUUAUUGGACCCAAACUUCAACUACACCUAGGCCAGUUCCAUUUACUAAACUACCAGUGUAUCAGUACAAUUUAUACUUUGUGCACACUAUGAUUAAUCAUAUUUAUACAUCACAAAAAUACAAAUGUUAUUUACAACAAUUCUGUUAAACUUUAUUUUUUUAUUAUUGUUAACAUGUGUACGUACUAAUUUAUUCACAUACCAAAUAUUAACUUUAAGUCUCUGAUCAUUUUUGUUUAGAAUGUCAUAAACAUCAAGUAAAUAAAGAAUAUAAUUCAACUGCUGUUCUUUUUUUCUCCAAUGCUAGGUAACUUGAUGGGAAUGUUCUGUAAAAGGUUGCCCAUAUUUUUGAAAAUAUCAAAACCCUUAAAAAAUGUACUUGCUGGAAAUAUCAACCCUUGAUUUGCGACCAAAAAUACUUUUACAUCAUCAAGGGGGUUUCUGUUUGGUGAAAAGAGUUGCGAAAAUAGGUUGGAACCAUUGCUGAUAAAAUUUUGUACUCCUGAUAAUGGGGACUCAUUGGCUCUACCUAAAAUUAAAAUGAGUGAAACACUUUUCUGAAAAAAGUGCAAUAUUCAACUUACUUUCUCCAACAUUAUAAAUAUUUGAGGGAGUAUAGUUACUUUGCCCAACUAAAAUAAUAUUGAAAUAUAAUCCUAUGCCAUGUGUUUCUAUAAAUCUUACCUUCUGUCGAUUCUUGUACACUAUUUUCUUUCUUGUAAGUUUGGUCAAUAACUGGGUAGCAGUUUACAAAUGCUAAAACUCGAAAAACAGUGUAUUCAAACAGAGAUAUUUUCAGUAAUAUUCAUUUCCUUACUAGAUAAUAAACCAAAUAUUGGCAUUUUAUAAUAGGUCAGGCAUGUAUAGCACAUUACCGAUUGUGUAAAAAUAUC
Molecule: messenger RNA, 2271 nt
Organism: Acanthoscelides obtectus
Lineage: Eukaryota; Metazoa; Arthropoda; Insecta; Coleoptera; Chrysomelidae
Source: the annotation of a GenBank genome assembly